AUGUCGGCCACCACUGCCUCCGGUCUCCAUACGACGGAAGCGAUGACGCCUCCCCCACCGACUUCUUUCAUUCUAUUAUCAUCAAUCCGUUGGAAUUGUGAGAAAAGUGAAUGCAGUUUUUCGUGUGCUGUCAACAAGAUGAGUAAUGUAGCUCUUUCUUUCACUGUUGUUGACUUUGGGAAUCAAAUCUCUUUGCUAUGUUGUCAUCUAUGGUGGAUUAGUGAAGAUGGUGUUAUAUCUGAUUUGAUUCUUUUCUUGGAUCAAUAUGCAAAUAAAAGAAUCCGUUUCAGAUUGAAUCAAACUGGAGGUUGA
Lactuca virosa is the source of this 312-nucleotide messenger RNA. Lineage: Eukaryota; Viridiplantae; Streptophyta; Magnoliopsida; Asterales; Asteraceae. The record is from the annotation of a GenBank genome assembly.